AUGGUUUUGCAUUUCCGGCGGGGAGAACAGUUUGUAAACAAAACAGUUCUGUCCCCUGUCAGCUCAUAGCACUGCAGCUUGGCUGUGCAUAGCACAGCCAUGCAAAGCAGUGUGCUUACAGUGAAGCACAAACACAGCCCCACAGUAAAAACACACACACACACACACACACACACACGUAACCCCUCAUGUUAACCCCUUCCUGCCCAGUGCCAUUAGUACAGUGUCAGUGCUUUUUUUUCGCACUGAUCACUGUAUUGGUGUCACUGGGGAAUGUCAGUGACACCAAGAAAGUUCUCCCCCAGUGUCAGAAUGUCCCCCGCAGUUCAGCUAUA
Molecule: messenger RNA, 335 nt
Organism: Staurois parvus
Lineage: Eukaryota; Metazoa; Chordata; Amphibia; Anura; Ranidae
Source: the annotation of a GenBank genome assembly